Mycosarcoma maydis (corn smut) is the source of this 2751-nucleotide messenger RNA. RefSeq lists its product as uncharacterized. The coding region runs from base 1 to 2751 and encodes 916 amino acids. The record is from RefSeq and is a predicted model, not a curated record. NCBI's taxonomy places the organism in Eukaryota, Fungi, Basidiomycota, Ustilaginomycetes, Ustilaginales. The transcript has a single exon.
AUGCGAGCCCCCACCGCAGUGGACGCUCUCGACUCAAGCGCGCGCCUAGCCGUUGGUCAACUUCAGGAACAAACAUGUUGCUACGAUCAUGUGAUUCUCGUCUCUACACAGGCCAUCACAAGUAGAUCAGCCUCUUUUCAGCUCGUCGAGGUAGGCGUAGGUGGCUUGGAUGCGAUGCGUCCCAAGCUUUGCGGCAGUACGACGCAGUUUGCUCUGUUGCGAGUUCGAGAACGUAUCUUGCUCGUUGUCUCGCUCGGCAAGGAUAGCAGUGGUCUCAAGCGUGCCCAGGUUCUCGUUCAGAGUAGAGCACUUCAGUCGUCGCUUGGUAGCGUUCUGUUUGCUACACUCACCAUCGCCACAGCCUCUGAGCUCACUUCGGCUCUCGUCGGAUCCAAACUGCGACUCGAAGGCUUUGCUCGCCUCGAUUCCUCCAACGUCAACCAAGAUUUUCGCGCUUCGUGGGCUUCGACCUCUACAGCAACCAACUUUACUCGUUCCAAGCCUAGUGCGCCAUCCUCGCCAGAAGAGGCUGGCCUCGACAAUGACUGGUCUCGACCCGUCUCGCAUCCCGAUCCAUCCCACGCCAACAGUGAUCAACUACCCACCAGUGUCAGCUGUACCAGCAAUCUGAUACCCUCGUCCUCUCUUGCAAGUCUUCCGAAAUCCGCAUGUCCAAGUGGUCAAGGUAUGGUUAUCGAUCUCGAGUCAGUCACUGUUACGCCGACCGCAGCAUGUGAUGCACUUGAUGCUGCUCACAGUACAUCAAUCCCACCAGCUGAAAGGGAUCUGCCACCGCUACCCAUUGAAAAAUGCGGUGCAAAGAGCGUUGAAUCGACCUUGACUUCCUCAGCAGCGUCACAUCGAUCUGCCUCAACACAUUCCACACUUGUAGAACCGGUGGAGCUGCGCAGUCGCGCAAAUUCUGACCGCCUUGAGUUGGCGCAAGGAUCCAAAGACCAUCGAUCCAUCUACGAGCGCAAGCGUCUUUCAAAUGAAAGAGAACGGCUUCGCGCUGAUGAAGUCAUCCGAGACGAAGUCAUGAGGAAGCUACGCGCAGAACAGCAACGCUUGCUCAGAUCGCCAGCCGCUCGUCAUUCACGAUCAACGAUCAGUCCACCCUUGGCUCCUCCGCCUCCGUUCGCCCCUCCUCUAGCUCCACCUUCGCCGCGAUCAUCUUGCAUUCGGUCGUCGAAUCCUUCCAGCGUCGCGUCAGCGCAUCUCAACUCGACGAGAAAGGUGGAACGCAUCAGUGAGCCUGCCAGUACGCUCACUACGAUUGUCACCGUUCCGCCAACUCCAACAGCUGCGUACCCGAAUCAGGCCGAGCCAGACGCACCACCAAAGGAAUGGCUUUCUGACCUGACCGGAAUCAUGGACAGUCGCGCCAAUAGUCGCGCCAGCAUGCACUCGUUGAGUCUUUGGGAAUUUGCUGACAACGCCACCCAUGAUACGUUUCUGAGUUCGUCGAGCCUUGCACGUUGGACGAAAUUGGCGGGUGCGCAUUCCAAAACGGAACUUUCGGCGACGGAAAUUGCGACAUCAGCUCAGAGUCGAAGCAGACAGGCAUCGGGGUACGAGUCGGUCUUGUCGGUCUCUCCCGACAGAAACGCAUUAGCCUCGUCAAGCUCGGGAGGCAGCAUUGGCGCUUGUUCCAUUUUUGACAAGGAUCUACCGGCGCCUCCUAAAGAGACCCAAGCCGAACGCGAAGCAGAUCGACGAAACGAGUGGGUUGAGCCACCAGAAUCGCCAGACUCAACAGAACACCUCUCGGUGCCCUGGAGAGAAGCUGCAUUGAUACCGCACAGGAGCGAGCAACGAGGUGUCAUCAGUCCUGUAGACGCAGAGUUACAAGAUCUUCGCGAGCGACUUGCGCAAGCAGAGGCUCGCGCUCGAGCUGCCGAGAAUGCAGCCCUAGUCGCAGUGCACGAGGCCGAGAGCAAGACACGACGGCUAGCGGAAGAGCUGGCCAAAGUAGAAAGGAGCACCAAGGACACGAUGGAGGCUGAAGCUAUCCGCCGAGCCAAGUGGGCGAGGGAACAGGCGACACGCAACCAGCUCGAUGCAUACGAACGAAGCAAGCUCGAAGCCGACGAAAUGAGGCGUCGUCGGGCCAUGGAGGAGCAGCGUCAACUCGAGUGUGAUCGAGCGAAUCGCAUUCGAGAAGAGCAAGAAUGGCGUGAGCACGAGGCCGAGCGUGUCAAGCACGAGUACGAGCUCAAGAUCCAGCACUUGGCCGAGAGAGAAGCCAAGCUCAAGGCUGAAGCACGGGUGAAAGAGCAACUUGGACGCGAGCGCAAGGAGCAGGCCAAAGCGAGCGAGCGCCGACGAGAAAAGCGAUUGGCAGAACUGAUUGCCGCCCUGAGAAAAGGGCGCGAGUCAGGCGCAGAGGCAGAGCCGACUCGGUUGUUGUCAGGAUGGCUCAACCUUCAAGCCGAGGGCGCUGUGCAGUGGAAGAGGCGCUGGUACACCGUCGUGGACGAUCGAUUGAUCUUGUCCAGAUCGGCGACGGAUGACAGUGCGAUGACGACCAUCCCUUUGGACCCGAGCCAGCUGCUUUCGGUCAGCGAUGUUCACGAAGACUGCCUUGUGAGGCACGCUCUCUGCCUGAAAGUGCAGACAAAUUGUUGUGCCAGCGUCGACUCUGGUCUGGAAUCGGAGGCGCUGGCCAAGCAUGCUUACAUUGUUUCCACAGAUACCCUUGAAGCCAAGGAAGAGAUCGAGCUUGUCAUCGAGGCCCUUCGCAGGCUGUGA